Molecule: messenger RNA, 1762 nt
Organism: Saprolegnia parasitica CBS 223.65
Lineage: Eukaryota; Oomycota; Saprolegniomycetes; Saprolegniales; Saprolegniaceae
Exons: 4
Coding region: 32-1762 (576 amino acids)
Molecular function (GO): protein binding
Source: RefSeq, a predicted model, not a curated record
CGUUUCGAACGAACCGGCGCGGAUCGGCGCCAUGGACGCGUCGACCACGGUCGCCCACGGGCGCAGCGAGGCCCACCUGGAGCACCUCACGAUAUCGGUGCCAUCGGCCUCACCGCUCUACUCGAACGACUUUCACAGCGCGUCGCCGUCGGUGGUGCGCCGGUCGCCGACAAGUCGCGACGCAGAUCGGUACAAGUCAUCGCCGAUGCUGCGCACGCCAACGUCGUCCAAGGAAGUCGUCUGGAUACAGCAAUACGACCCGCGUUCUCGGCAGUACUACUAUCUCAACGGGUCCACGGGCGAGACGACCAGCACCAAGCCGCGCUUCUUCUCGAAAGAGCUCCGUGAGCGCAAGAGCGUCGCGGCGCUCACGAUACAGUGCGCACUGCGCUCGCACAUUGCACGCGCGCGCGCGGCGGCCUUGCGCGUCAUUGCACCCGCGUCGUCCCACACGGGCGACGCGGUCCUCGACGAAGCCUACGCGCGCAAGACCAAGUACAUUGCUUCGCUCCUCGCCGCUAUUGCAAGCCUCCUUGCGAUGCGGACACCCUCCUUUGCUACCGUUAAGGAUGCACAGGAUCGCGAUGGCGACAACAACAAGAACGAUUGCCACCUCGAUCGGGACGAGCUACUCGCCUUGUAUGAGGAGUUUAAGUCGACGCUCCGGUCGCUCCGGUCGACGUUUGCCGCCGUUGAGGCUGUCAUCCGAGAGCUCCAAGACCAAGCGCUUCUCUCCACCAAGCUCGAAGACAUCAACGAGACGCUCAUUCAGGUGCAGAAAGGCGCCGUCCGGCUACAGCGAACGAUCCUCGAAAAAGAUGCUCUCUUCUGCACCAUGGACGCGGCGCGACUCAAUGCCGCAUAUGCCGCCUACGCGACGAUUCUCUCCGCAUCCAAGCAGCGCGACGCCGACAUCGUGCUGCAAAAGGCUCUCGUGCGCUGCGAAGCGAUCUUCCGCAAGACGAUGGGACCGGCGUCGGUCCAGGCCGGGCGCGGCAUGGACGUGACCAAGGUCGCUGGCAAGGUCUUUGCCGACUGGCACGACGCCGUCACGGUGGCGGUCGAGAGCGUACACGAACUCGAAGAGGCCGCCAAGGUAUUGCCAACGGUACCUGUUGUUGUUGCGGUCGAAGCAGCGCCGGUGGUCGUUCCAGCGACGCCUCCUCUCGUUCCCGCUGCGAUUCCCGAAGCGGCGCCCGUGUCGGAAACAAAGAGCCCUCGCCGAAGCUCGUACGACGUGGCGUAUCUGCAAGAGCGCUGGGCGCGCGGCCUCGACCUCCGGGCCAAGGACGCCGAGGUGCAGCUGCAGCACGCCAGCGAUGCCGAGCGACAGCGAUCCCACGCCUUUCAAGACCGCGUGUACGCGCAAGCCCAGUACCAAGAAGAGCGCAAUCGGUGCAAGCUCACCAUCUGGGAGGCGGUCGUCGAAGGGUGGUCGGUUGAGAAGAUUAGCCACCUCGUUGCGCAAGAAACGAAGAAGACCAUGCAAGACGGCGUCUCGAGCUUCCGCGUGCGCGACUCGCAGUCGGAGAACGGCCGGACGCUGCUUCAGCUCGCCUGCUGGUGGGGCCACGAGCAUUUGGUGCGGUACUUUGUCGAGAAGGGCUCCAACUUGGGCCAAUUCGACAGCGUUUGCAAUCGCUUCACAUUACUGCACGACGCGGCGCGCGCGGGCCAUGCACAUGUCGUCCGCGUCCUGCUCGAGUACGGACUCAGCGUGAGCGUGGUCGACGCCAGCGGCGAUCUGCCCUUGCACUGGUAG